UGUAGUACUCUGAUGGCUGUAGCUGUAACUGUUGUUUAGUUUUACACAAAAAUAUAUAUAAAUUAGUUUAUAGUUGUUGUUUUGUGUCUUUUUCGGACGUCUAAUUUCUGUUUCUAACGAACGCGAGUAAAUAAUAAUUAUAGUAAUAAUAAUAAUAAUAUAAUUUUUAUAAAUAUCAACAAGUUAGUCGGAGCAAGUGGAGUGAAGAGUGAUUGAAUUGUUGGCGGAAAGGUUAUAUAUUAACUUUGUGAGAAGACUCUACUCUGAGGACUUUAAAAUGGAAAAAAUAAGUAGAGUGGGUUAUUAAGAGGGAUGGACGUCAAAAUGGUGAAAUUAAUAAUUAAUAAGUCCGACCCGCUGUGACCCCGAUUGUUGUUGUUAUUUGUUUUAAUUUGGUUUUUUUUUUCCCCCGUCAAGAUUCCAGCAAAUUUUGUGAACCGCCUCCCGCUCAAAAAAUUAACCACUAGACACUUGAACCCUCAAAACAAAAUCCAAAAAAAUGAUAAGCCUGAAGAAACUGUACCGCGAGGAUCUCCUCCAACUGGCACUGCUCCUUUCCAUCCUCCGAGUUGACCCGGAGAGCUACCUGGGAAUCGACAUUCAGAACAUCGGAGUGGGCCUGUUGGACCUGAACAAUGGCUCGGGAUGGCACACUGACUCCCAGACGAUCGCAAUCCACCGGCCGACCUUUCUUCACCCCAAAAAUCCUGACUCGAUGCUCUUCAACUACGAGCGCGACAUCUUCGAGGAACUCAACUCACUUGGCAGGUAUAACUCGCGCCUGGACGACGACCCCGGGUCGCUCACUCAGAGGAACAGUAUUCAUGCUUACCUCCUUAAUGUUGAGGACUCGGGGAAGAAUGCCACAGCCAACGAUCGCAGCGAUCCUCAUAGGAACGCUACUAAUGCCGAUGUAGAUGUCGCUCAAACUCCAAGUGAAUCUGCUGCUACUAGUGAACUCACUCAGGAGGAUAUGGAUCUUAUCGAGGUCCUUUGGAAGCAGGAUGUCGACCUGGGCUUCACAAUGGCGGACGUUGAACGCGCUAAAACUGAAUCCUCGAGUUCUCAAGAGAAAAAAGUUGAUUUUGAGGUUCAGAAGCUCAAAACCGAGGCUGUGACUAAGAAAGAGAAAGAAGAAAUAAAAGACGAAAAAGACGACAAUCCAUGGGCGGGUCUGUCAUAUACAGUUGACGUAGAAACCGGCGAAUAUAUUCUAGAAAAUCCGAGUUUAGAAGGAACCAGUGGGGAAAGUGGCUCAGAGCCUGGACCUUCGUUGGAUGACCCCGAGAUCGGACUCGAGGACUCUUUGGGCCUGAGCAAUAAUUUUGGGCUCGAGGAUGACUUUCCGUCGGAACUUUUGAGCGAUAGCCUGCUCGCUAGCGCGGGAGUCGACGGAUUGCUCUGCAACGACUCGCUUGGGCUUCCCGACGGGUUCAACCUUGAGGAGGCCCUGCAGCUUGUGGGACUCAAUGAGCAGCCGGAGGAAAAAGAACUGAAGAAACGCGACCGAGGAGGCUUGAGAGUGCGAAAUCAAGACGAGUUGUCCUCAACCUCCCCAACUCCCUCAACUUCGACCUCAACCUCCAUUUUGAGCUCCAAUUCGAUCCUCGAGGACGCCGAAAUCGACGAAAUGAUGCACACGCAGCAGUACCACCCUCACUCUCACUCUCACCCUCACCUUCACCCCCAUCGGCACUACCAGAGCCGAGUAGCAUAUGGCCGACCAAUGGGCGCCGACCAACGAUGGCCACCGGGGGAACUAUUCCUAUCACUUCCCAGUGCGACAGACUUUGGACAUCCAUCACAUCCCGGGUAUCCAGGACACGGCUUGAACUCAACUCAUCAUUACGAGAUGCAGCGUAAUGUUGUUCUCAACAAUGCUACUCUACCUCUACCGGUUGGCGACUAUAAUUCAACGGGCCCAUUUCAAAAUAUUGGACCAUCGAAUUUAGGAUCAGCUGUAGCGACCUCAAUGAACCUGACAAACAGCUCAGAGCCAAUUGGGACCGACACAAAUGGGCCUUACAAGCCAGAGCCACACGACAUAAACUACACUCAUUAUUCACACAAUCCACUUUCAUCGGAGGGAAAUUUAAACCCCGACGGGUUGUUUUCCAACAUCCUCGAUGACACCAAUUUGCAGCUGAUGGAUUUUAAUGAUGAUGGAAUGUACGGAUGCAUGAGAAAUUGGGACACAAGCAACAAUGGUACCCAAAACAGUACCACACUUGCGCCGCAAGCAAGCACCGCUCCAGCAGUCACAAAUUUGACUGGCGCGAUCACCGAUGAGCGUCUGGAUACCUCCAGUGACAGCGCGGUCAGCAGCAUGGGCAGCGAAAGAGUUCCGUCUUUGUCCGACGGCGAGUGGAUGGAGACCGGAAGCAAUUCCAGCCACACGCAGGCCGAUUCUCAUUAUUCUAUGGAUUACGCGAGCAAGUACCGAAUGCAGUAUGAGUGUAACUACACAGUGAAUGGCAGGACUGGUAACCGGUGUCCGGCGGAUAGAAUACCUCCGGUGGCGCAGAAGAAGCACCAGAUGUUUGGUAAAAGAUAUCUUCAAGACCAUGGGACCGGGUCUCCGCUGGGUCACCAUGGUCAUGGGCCGCCUAUUAAGUACGAGUAUGAUCCUCAGGCAGUUGCUGCAGGUCCUGCGCAUGCUUACAGUCCCUUAGAUGGCGCUGCUGGUCCUGAAAUGAAGUUUAGUUGCAGUGUAGACUUUGCGAGACAAUUGCACCAUGUACCUGGAAGAACUGCUUUAGAGCAUAUUCAUCACAACCACACGUAUCAUCUACCUCCGGACAGUUCGGGCGCUAUGCGACCUCUAGCGAGGGACAAAAAAAUGCGCAAAAGCGAGUCAGAAGAUCAACAUUUAACGCGUGACGAAAAGAAAGCGCGACAACACAACGUCCCGAUUUCGGUCCACGACAUAAUAAACCUACCAAUGGACGAGUUCAACGAGCGAAUGAGCAAGUACGACCUCAGUGAAACUCAAGUGAGUCUGAUCCGCGAUAUAAGGCGCCGCGGAAAGAACAAAGUAGCCGCCCAGAACUGCCGCAAGAGGAAGCUGGACCAGAUCAUGACCCUCGCGGAUCAGGUCAAGGAGAUGAAGGACCGGAAAAUGAGGUUGCUCAGCGAGAGGGACUACAUGCUGAGAGAGAGGCAGAGGGUUAAGGAAAAAUUCGGGCAGCUUUACAGACACGUUUUCCAGUCUCUCCGAGAUUCGGAUGGAAAUCAGUACAAUCAUCACGAGUACUCACUCCAGCAAGCCGCAGACGGAAAUUUCCACCUUGUCCGUAGGAACCAGGUCCUUCAACAACAUCACAAUCACAAUCACAAUCAGACGGGGCCCUAUCCACGGCAAUCAAUGGACCCAAAAACAAAACCGGACCCCGAAUGCAAAGAAUGAAACUUUUUUUAAAUAAAUAAAAUUUUUUUAAAGCUUAAAAAAUUUUCUAAUAAUUAAUUAAAAAAUUAAUUAAUUGAGAUCUCGGUGACGGUUAAUCCGCAAUUAUAUUAUUCAAAUUGAUCGACACCAAAUUUAAAUUAAUUAUUUAAUGUCUACUUAAUGUACAGGUGUCUAAUUAUAAGAAAAUUUAUUAAUUA
Molecule: messenger RNA, 3603 nt
Organism: Cotesia glomerata
Lineage: Eukaryota; Metazoa; Arthropoda; Insecta; Hymenoptera; Braconidae
Gene: cnc
Product: endoplasmic reticulum membrane sensor NFE2L1
Exons: 16
Coding region: 500-3406 (968 amino acids)
Biological process (GO): regulation of transcription by RNA polymerase II
Cellular component (GO): nucleus
Molecular function (GO): DNA-binding transcription factor activity, RNA polymerase II-specific; RNA polymerase II cis-regulatory region sequence-specific DNA binding
Source: RefSeq, a predicted model, not a curated record